AUGCUUACAUGGGGAUCGCUGGAGAACAUUGCAUCCAUUCAGCUGAGAGUUCGGCCGAAGUUUUAUGACACGGAGACGUCCUGUCCAGCUUUGAACAUCUCUGAGAUCGACUGGCCUUUGAUGAACCACACCGAAGUCGACAUUCCCAUUUCACGAGGACAUGGGUCGAUCAUAACCUACCAGUGCAUAGAUGAGUACAUGCUAGCGACGUCUGUGGAAGGACAAAGCUCCUCACACGGUGAACUAGUGUGUACAUCUGCCGGCACAUGGAAUCCUAGUGUGACGCUCCCUUGCAAGCUCACUUGCCCCACGGAUUUUUUCAAGUCGGAAAAUAAAAAAGCUUGUUAUAAGUUCCUGACAAGCGCGUCAACCUUUGGCAUCGAGUCUGCUGCUCUUCAAUGCAGCAACUUCAACGCUUCCUUGGCGGUCAACUUCGAGACGAACGACAUGUCAGACGCAUCCAGUGCCUUCUAUUACACUGGCUAUACAGAAAGAAUCCCUACAUACCAAGAGGCUGUGACCCCCUUAGGAGAGCCGGAUGCCAGCUUCAACGCCUCCUGGUACCUGGUUUCACACUCUCUCUACUCCGAUAAGGGCCUGCUUUACGCCAGCUACGGUUUGUGUCCGGAUGGAAAUUGCUUCCAGGCAUCGAGCUCCCCUUCGUGCAUGCUCGUUACAAACACCGGUGAAGUGAAGACAGAUAACUGUUCCGUCUCGACCAAUUUGCCAAUGUGCAUGGUGCCAGCCAGAUGCCCCCCACACUUCGUGAAAUACCGUGGCAUCUGUUACCUCUUCCGGGCACACGAAGCAGACAUCACUGGGGCACUGAAGGCCUGUACACUGAAAGGAGCUUCGCUGGCGUUUCCAAAAGACAUGGAUACCCUUAUGUCCAUCGUGAAUAUGGUGGAGGUUGAUUGA
Penaeus chinensis is the source of this 918-nucleotide messenger RNA. RefSeq lists its product as uncharacterized. Lineage: Eukaryota; Metazoa; Arthropoda; Malacostraca; Decapoda; Penaeidae. The record is from RefSeq and is a predicted model, not a curated record. The transcript is spliced from 8 exons. Bases 1 to 918 code for a protein of 305 amino acids.